AAAAAAAUCCCAUUCUCUCCCACACAAGAGAAGAGUGCGCAUACUUAAAUCAACACCCCCAAACAAAAAUCAACGCAUCAAUUUUCUCAACAUCAUCACCAUCUUCUCUCUCUCUUUCUCUCUCUAUCGAAGAAUCUAGGGUUUUGGAACAGUGAAUCUCCACCGCUUGAGGUUCUUCUGCAAACCAAGUUUAGGAGACAAUAUGAUAUUUCUAGUUGCCAUUGCAAAAGAAGGUGCGAACUAAUAUUCCUGUAGUAUGGCAACUGAAAGUCCAAUUAGAAUCUCAGAAGCUGGGGGUAAGUGGCCGUCUCAUAAGGAAGCUGCAACUUUUGGUCAACCAUCUCAUAACAUGGUGACUGAGGAUUUGGGUAUACUUUUGAAGGGCCAUAGGUUCCAUGGCAGGGGACACGAUGUUGCACCCAAUCGCAGUGGCAGUGCACCUCCCAGCAUGGAAGGUUCAUUUCUGGCCAUAGAAAACCUAUUACACCAGCAAAACACCACCGAGAAUACAAGUUUGACAACGCUAAGCAGAGCUGUGCAAAAUUGUGAGUCUGAAGAACAAUUACGAGCCAGUCCAGCUUAUUUGGCAUAUUACAGUUCCAAUGUCAACCUAAACCCUAGACUUCCUCCCCCGCUUACAUCCUGGGAAAAUCGCCAUCUAGGGCAUCAUAUUGGUAGUUUUAGAGAUAAUGGGAGGUUUUCUUCUGAUCAUGGCAGUAAAAGUUCUCUUUCAACACACAAGGAAGAACCCGAGGAUGAUUCACCCAAACGGCCAUAUGAAAGUGAAUUAGUUAAAACAACUGGAGUAUGGCAUAGACCAGGUGCAGCUUCAUUGACAUCACAGCACAAAAAUGCAGUUGAUCUAAUUCAGGAAGAUUUUCCUCGCACCAUGUCACCUGUAUAUAACAAGUCUCCUUCUGCAAGUCAUGGACUGGUGGAUAAAUCAGUUGACUCAGAAGCCGGUUCUAGCUCUUCUCAUGAGGCCUCUAAUAGUGCUGUAGAUUCUGCCCAACCUACAGCAGAUGAAGGUGAUAUAAGGUUGUCAUCAAGUUUUGAUACCCAUGCCCCAGUCGCAAGCUCAUCAUCACUUGAAUCUACAGCCAGCAUGGGUUUUAGUGACUUGAAUGUUGCUACUAUUGAGUCUCAACUAAAGGCUCUUAGUGUAUCUAAUCUACCAAAUCCAGAAAGCCUGAGUUAUGAAGAAAAAUGGAAGACCAUCUACCAGAACAAUUUGAUGCAACGCCAGGUAUUCCCGCAACAAAACAAUCCAUAUGAAGUUCCUAGUGCCAAUUCUCAAAGUGUAAACUCUGCCUACGUUGUUAGGGAACAGUUUCCUCAAAAUUCAGGCAAGUUCCCAGAUGUCCAACCACUACUGCAGUCAUCUGGGUUUACACCUCCCCUAUAUGCCACAGCAGCAGCUUAUAUGACCUCAGCAAAUCCAUUUUAUACUAAUAUGCAGGCCCCAGGCAUAUAUACUCCACAAUAUGUUGGAGGGUACACUUUAAAUCCUACAGCUAUUCCUCAGUAUAUUACUGCAUACCCUCCUCAUGGUGCUGUGCCACUUGUUGAUGGGGCCUCUAGUUCCAGAUACACCCCAUUAACACCAGGGGUUUCAACUGGUGGAAGCAUUUCACAUGGAGCUGAAAUGGUACAUGCAAACAAGUACCUUGGGCAAUUUGGAUAUCCUAUGCAGCCUUCUUUUGGUGAUCCUUAUUACAUGCAGUAUCAUCAGCAACCUUUAAUGGAGGGAUAUGGUAUUUCUGGUCAUUUUGACCCACUGGCACCUAGAGCAAGUGAUGCUAGCCAAACUAGUCCGUAUGAUUCUCAAAAAAGGCCUAGUACUGGUGCUUAUUUAGAUGAUAAAAGAAUACUUGAUCAAAGAACUGGUGCUAAUAUUAACUCAAGAAAAGGUGGAUCAUUGACUCCUAGUUAUUUUGGGCAUAUGCCAAACAUGGGUUUUGUAAUGCAGUAUCCAAAUUCCCCACUUCCUAGUCCAGCUUUCUCGGGAUAUCCAGAAGGAACUCUUGGCCUUCCAGGAGGUAGAAAUGAAAUGAAACUUUCCCCAGCUUCUGGUAGAAAUGGAGGCAUAUUAUCUGGAUGGCAAGGUCAGAGGUCCUUUGACAGUGCUCAUGACCCCAAAAUUGUUAAUUUUCUUGAAGAGUUAAAAUCUGGCAAAGGUCGUAGAUUUGAGCUAUCUGAUAUUAUUGGACAUAUUGUUGAAUUUAGCGCUGAUCAGCAUGGGAGUCGAUUUAUACAGCAGAAGUUGGAAACUUGUGGUGUUGAAGACAAGGCAUUGGUGUUCAAAGAGGUUCUCCCACGUGCUUCUAAACUAAUGACUGAUGUAUUUGGUAACUACGUAAUACAGAAGUUUUUUGAGUAUGGAAGCCCUGAGCAGAGGAGGGAACUUGCAGAUCAACUGGCUGGUCAGAUACUGCCUUUAAGUCUGCAGAUGUAUGGCUGUCGUGUGAUCCAAAAGGCACUUGAGGUUAUUGAUCAUGAUCAGAAAGCUCAGCUUGUUCGUGAGCUAGAUGGAAAUGUUAUGAGAUGUGUUCGUGACCAGAAUGGGAACCAUGUAAUACAAAAGUGCAUUGAAUCUAUUCCAACAAAAAAAAUUGGCUUUAUUCUAUCUGCAUUCCAUGGUCAAGUUGCUAAUCUAUCAAUGCAUCCUUAUGGUUGCCGAGUCAUACAGAGAGUUCUAGAGCAUUGUACAGAUGAGGUUCAGUGUCAGUUUAUUGUGGAUGAAAUCUUGGAAUCAGUUUGUGCUCUUGCUCAGGACCAGUAUGGUAAUUAUGUUACCCAGCAUGUGUUGGAGAGAGGAAAGCCUCAAGAAAGGAGCCAAAUUAUUGGCAAGCUGUCAGGACAUAUUGUUCAAUUAAGCCAGCAUAAGUUUGCUUCGAAUGUUGUCGAGAAGUGCUUGGUGUAUGGUGAUGUCCCAGAGCGGGAAUCGUUGAUUGCAGAGAUUAUUGGACAGGAUGAGCAAAAUAAUAAUUUAUUGACAAUGAUGAAAGACCAAUUUGCGAACUAUGUGGUCCAGAAAGUUAUUGAUCUCUGUUCAGAAAAUCAACGAGCAACGUUGCUUUCUCACAUAAGAGUUCAUGCUCAGGCUUUGAAGAAAUACACUUAUGGAAAACACAUCGUGGCUCGGUUGGAACAGCAAUUUGAAGAGGAUCAAUCACCCAGUUCAUGAUGAUAAUACAGAGGAAACACUUAUGUCCCAAGCAGUGCUGCUGUGUCAUGCAAACCCCAUUAGCUUGAGAAUAUGUUCUGAUUGCUGAUCACAGGAAAUAGCUGGGACACUGAUCUCUAUGCCUGCUUAUGCAUAAACCGUUGAUAGCAUCCACCUUGAUUGCUUCAAGAGACAUUACUAUGUACAUCUAUACUUGGAAACUUAAUGUAAUUAUGUCAUUCAAAUAAUUGGUUCCAGAUGCUGUUUGAGUAUAAUUAUUUGGAAGGGAAACCCUUCCUGAUGUAAAGUUUACUAGAACUUUAUUGCUUAGUGUGUGCUUUUCUUUGACAUACUAGUAAUCAAGGAUUGAUGAACUAAAUUAGUCAUUGCCGCAUGUAAA
This is a messenger RNA of Lotus japonicus, 3566 nucleotides long. Its product is annotated as pumilio homolog 6, chloroplastic-like. NCBI's taxonomy places the organism in Eukaryota, Viridiplantae, Streptophyta, Magnoliopsida, Fabales, Fabaceae. Gene Ontology annotation, molecular function: mRNA binding. Gene Ontology annotation, biological process: post-transcriptional regulation of gene expression. The transcript is spliced from 10 exons. Gene Ontology annotation, cellular component: cytoplasm. The coding region runs from base 257 to 3187 and encodes 976 amino acids. The record is from RefSeq and is a predicted model, not a curated record.